Molecule: messenger RNA, 768 nt
Organism: Porites evermanni
Lineage: Eukaryota; Metazoa; Cnidaria; Anthozoa; Scleractinia; Poritidae
Source: the annotation of a GenBank genome assembly
AUGACGGUAACAGUUUUAACUGAUGAUAUUUCUGGUGAGACGUGCGCGUUGCAAGUUUUCACAAGAGCCUUGUCAAGAGUUGUUGUCUCUGCCUCUUUUUUUCACAUGGUUUUGAUCAGCGUGGAGCGGUACCUGGCCAUGAAACAUUCUUUUGCGCACUUUACCCUCGCAACUGAAACUCGUCUACUUGUUGCCUCUGCCUUGGCGUGGCUACUUUCAAUAAUUCUUCACAUCAAUUUUGCCGCGAACGAAUCUGUAUUUAUGCCCAUUAAUAAUACAUUCUAUUGUCUAUGCCUUGCCUUUAUAAUCUUCUGCCAUGUUACGGUUUACCGAGAAAUCUGCCGACACGAAAAGCAAAUUGCAGCUCAGCAAGUGACCGUGGAAGCAAGGGAACAAUUUCAAAAAGAUAAAAAGGCUUUCAAAGUGACAUUUAUCAUCAUUGUAGUACUGAUGUUGUGUUAUUUUCCGAUACCAAUCUUUAGUGCUAUCUUAGACAGGUUUAGAAGUAAAAUUUCUUUAGAAGUGCUGUAUAUAUGCUUUUUUUUGACGACACUGAUGGUGCUCUUGAACUCUUUUUUCAAUCCUAUUAUUUACUCAUUUAGACUAAGAGAAUUUCGGGUAGCGUUCAUUGGGUUAAUUUUUAAAACUACGAACAUUGCUGAGGCUGAACAGAGAGAGAUGAAGAUAUUUGGAACACCAAACGCUGUGGUCAGAAUUGAGGUAGGACAAGAAAACGAAGGACAAGCUCGACAAAACGAGAAACAAUAA